Molecule: messenger RNA, 1360 nt
Organism: Coccidioides immitis RS
Lineage: Eukaryota; Fungi; Ascomycota; Eurotiomycetes; Onygenales; Onygenaceae
Product: ubiquitin-like modifier SUMO
Exons: 3
Coding region: 78-338 (86 amino acids)
Biological process (GO): protein sumoylation
Cellular component (GO): nucleus; septin ring
Molecular function (GO): protein tag activity; ubiquitin-like protein ligase binding
Source: RefSeq, a predicted model, not a curated record
CUAAUUUUCGUGAAACCGCUUUAUCAGCGUCCUAUACGCGACUCAUAAUCCUCCACUAAUACCAUUUUCCCUUCAAAAUGGAUCCUCAGGUCGAUGAAGCCCCCCAACACCUGAAUAUCAAGGUCACGGACAACAACAAUGAAGUUUUCUUCAAAAUCAAGAGAACUACGCAGCUGAAAAAGUUGAUGGACGCCUUUUGUGAGCGGCAGGGCCGCCAGCUCACAACAGUUCGCUUCCUCUUUGAUGGCACCAGGGUUAGACCAGAGGAUUCCCCAGACACCCUCGACAUGCAAGAUGGUGACACUCUAGAAGUGCACCAAGAGCAGAUUGGUGGCUGAUGGGCCAGAACACUUUUACGAUAAUGAAGUUCCUCUAUUUUACUUUCCACUACAUUUGAAAAAGCCCACAUUUUGUACCAAUACACUUGACGACAAAUUUCUCUGGUCGAACCUUGCUUGUUUCUGAUUUUCCUGGAGUUAAGAAGCGGGUCCUUUUUCGAUUUUAUUUGCGUUGGAGAGACGCACAUGUUUGCAGAAUCCAAAUCUUCCUUAUGGACGGGUUCGGAUUUGGUGGCUACAUUUUGAAAAGUGAGAGAACUUGAGUAACGAAACGCUUUACUAUCACGAUUCAUAGUCCUCCAACGCACACAAUACCAUGAGGGAUUCGGAUAAACAAGAUCAAUUAUAUCAUCUCAAUGUGUCCCCAAAACUGUUCUUGAGUUCCUCCAUGGCUAUAAAUCCAACAGUGUAGAUAUCCAAGUUACAUCAACCACUUUUUCCAAGUCUCCAUAUGUUUCGACCGGCUGCCAGCAUGUAAUUCCAAAGUCCCCUAGCAAAAGGCCCGCUCAAAGGCCGGAAGUGGAAAUCAUUUCCCUGCAUUGGGUAUGUCAAGGCGGGCGGCCAGAUCGGGGUCGCAAACGCUAUUCUUACGACUCCCAAACAGCCUGUUUGGCUUUCUCCUCGUCUUCGCGCCUCUGCCUCGCAAGCUCCCGUUCGCGCUCGCGUUUUCUCCUCUCGUUCUCGAACAUGGCGCGAUCAUAAGCCUUCUGCUCCUCUGUCCUCUUCGCGCGCACACCCAGAGCGCUGCUUAUUAUUCGACUUGCGACGGCAGCCUGCUUUUCUGGUCGUCUCCGCGGGGAGUCUGAGUCUGGGUUGCGCGGAUCCGGAGAGCUCCAUUGGGGUGUCGAUGAGGCCGCGAAGGAAGGGACGUCGCUAUGAUACGUCUGUCCUUGUGGCGAGGACGUGGCGUUGGUCGCCUUCUCAUCCUUUUCGUCCUCUGAAGGCUCUGAAGACACCGACUCGUCUUCCCAGGAGUCCGCCACCUUGGAUUUCGACUUGCGCUUAGGUUUCUGGGGGUGAGC